AUGCAUGCACUCGCAGGCGUGCGGAAACGAAAAGGCCCAGGGUGUAUCAACCUCGGCGUCAUCCUCCUUCUCUUUGCCUCACUCGCUCGGGGCGACGAGGACCAUUCAGAUGUGACGGUGACGACCAGCAUGGUCUUGACCAAGACCAUCACCACGCAUCUCGGAACAAGACCUACCCAGCCAGCAAACCAUGUCGGGUAUGGCCUCCAGGGUUGUUACAGAAGACCAGACGGUGACGGAGAAGUCGGGCUCGAGGUGAAUAUGCCUCUGAGCAACGAAGAAGCCAAUGUGUUGACCACGAGUAUAUGUCUCGAGGCGUGUGUCAGGGCCAGCUUGGGGAGAGGAGCGGUGGAUACCUACAGCUUUGUUGCCGUCGGGGAGGGACGGGAAUGCUACUGCGCAACGAACCUUUCCCCCGAGGCCACAUCUGUCGGAUCCGGCAACUGCUCAACCCCAUGCGCAGGGGACAAGAAAACUGCGUGCGGUGGUCUGGACCACAUCUCGGUGUACUCGCUCGUGGACGCCUCUGCGGCGCAACGCUAUGCAGCCCAGGGUAUGGGCACCGGCGACCCCGGAACCCCCGCGUUCCUGAGUAGCAGUAAGAACGGGGGCAAGGCUGCAGCCGUCGCGAUGGGCUCACUUGCUGGCUGUGCCACCUUUGGGCUGCUGGUAUUUCUGGGAUGCAAGCUCUACAGACGUCACAACGACCUCACAUCUGGUCGGCGCCGUUCACGGAUGGCCACAGAAACGGAACAGAAAGACAAGCAAAGGAAGGAUGAUGACGGGGUCUUGGUCAUCAAGGCCCCCGAGCCCGACGAGACAUGGUCCAGCCUGCAGAGAUCAAGACCUCCUCCGCCCCUGCCGCCCUUGGCCAGCCUCGGCGACCACGGCGGACAGCACGCCGGGAGACGGGAGGAGAUUAUGCGCGUGCAGUUCGUCCACAGCCUGCACCCGAGAAGCGAGCAGGGCUCGGCGGGAGGGAGCACCGCCUACCAGCAGCCUUCGGCGAUGGUGCCGGCGUCUCCGCUCUCGCCGGCCGACGAUGGACUGCGUCAGAGGCGGCGGUCGAGCAGCAAGCCCGUCGACUGGGCCCGGUUCGACGCCGUCAUCCCCAACGGUCAGUUCUCGCCCGCCACGUCGCCGACCAAGGACCGCUUCUUCAACGAAAGGCCGCGCCGUGCCUCGAUGACUGUGUACUGCAACAACCACGGUGCCGGUUCUGCGACGUACCCGUCCUCUUCUUCCGACUCCAUCGAAGCAACCUCUGCUACGCACCCAUCGAACGGUCGGAACAACGUGAGUGACAACGCCGAACCUUCUGCAGACAAUGCCCCUGUCCAUCCCUACCGUCCAGAAAAUGUCCGCGUCAGCGCGUGGUCAGCGUCGACGGCAGAGCCGAGCCCUCAGUCCACCACGACGGUCGGCAGCAGCAUCCUCGACGUGUCGCUGUCAUCGCCAUCCACAUCCAGGCUGAACCACAGCCAGAUGGCCACACCAGCCCCCGCCGCCACGGGUGGGCUGGGCGAGCGGGCCUGGAGCCGGCGGCGCCUGAGCACACCUUUUCCUCCACCGGGCGGCGGCAGUCCGGCAUCGAGCCACAGCAGCGGUUCGUCGCGGAGGUCCAGCCUCGCCGACAUUGUGGGUGACUACCACGGCGUCCGGGUCGGACGAGUCGAGCAGCUGCGAGAGAAGGAGGAGGAGAAGGAGCAAAAGCAGCAGCCUAGGGACGACCUCAUGCCGUCGCCGCUGCACGUCGUCAAGUGGAAGAAGAGCUUUGCCGACAUGCGACGGGCCGGCGGUGCUGCUCACGAGGGAGACGACGGUGUUGAUGGCUCGCCCGUCCUGUCCGUCUGGGACAUUGCACGCACGACGCCAAAGGUGGAGGAGCUCUCGCCAAGGGAGUCGUCCAAGGGCAAGUUUGAAGAAGGGAUGCCGGAGUCGCCGAUGUCGAGUAAGGGAACCAAUGGCUUUGAUAAGGGAGAUGGUGAGCAAGACAAGUCUCAGGGGCGUGCGCAUAUUGGACAGGAUGGAAGCAAGGCGGCGUCGGUGGCUGACGAGCUGCUGAUCAUUUUGCCGGCGACAACAUAUGAUGGUGGGAAAGCGUUGGCUGCUGCUAGGAACAAGAAGAUGGUUUAG
Pyricularia grisea is the source of this 2136-nucleotide messenger RNA. RefSeq lists its product as uncharacterized. The record is from RefSeq and is a predicted model, not a curated record. Lineage: Eukaryota; Fungi; Ascomycota; Sordariomycetes; Magnaporthales; Pyriculariaceae. Bases 1 to 2136 code for a protein of 711 amino acids. The transcript has 2 exons.